CACACACACACACACACGAGUGCACAACCAGCACCAAGAAAACAAGAAGGAUGAAGAUGAUGAGCACCAGGGCCCUCGCGCUCGGCGCGGCCGCCGUCCUCGCCUUCGCGGCGGCGACGGCGCACGCCCAGAGGUGCGGCGAGCAGGGCAGCAACAUGGAGUGCCCCAACAACCUCUGCUGCAGCCAGUACGGGUACUGCGGCAUGGGCGGCGACUACUGCGGCAAGGGCUGCCAGAACGGCGCCUGCUACACCAGCAAGCGCUGCGGCACUCAGGCCGGCGGCAAGACAUGCCCUAACAACCACUGCUGCAGCCAGUGGGGUUACUGCGGCUUCGGCGCCGAGUACUGCGGCGCCGGCUGCCAGGGCGGCCCCUGCCGCGCCGACAUCAAGUGCGGCAGCCAGGCCGGCGGCAAGCUUUGCCCCAACAACCUCUGCUGCAGCCAGUGGGGUUACUGCGGCCUCGGCUCCGAGUUCUGCGGUGAGGGCUGCCAGGGCGGUGCUUGCAGCACCGACAAGCCGUGCGGCAAGGCCGCCGGCGGCAAAGUUUGCACCAACAACUACUGCUGCAGCAAGUGGGGAUCCUGUGGCAUCGGCCCGGGCUACUGCGGCGCAGGUUGCCAGAGCGGCGGCUGCGACGGUGUCUUCGCCGAGGCCAUCGCCGCCAACUCCACUCUUGUCGCAGAAUGAUGAUCUUGCUAAUGGCAGUAUUAUUGCAACGACGAAUAAUCCGUGGCAGUUUCGUUGCCACGUACGGUCUCCCUUCACUUACUUUUAGCACUAGUCCUUAAUAAUUCUCCAGCCUUGCAAUAUGACGUGCAGGUUGCUACAUGCAUGGACAUAUUGCAGUGAGAAGUACUGUGUGGCAAUAUAGGGUGUACUAUUGUUGCCACAAAUUUAGUUCUUUCUUGUUACGUACGUACAGUUGUCAGGAUGCAUGCAUCCCCGUUGUAAUGUUGGAGUACUCCAUGAUUUCGUUGCAAUA
Hordeum vulgare subsp. vulgare (domesticated barley) is the source of this 984-nucleotide messenger RNA. Its product is annotated as root-specific lectin. The transcript has a single exon. Gene Ontology annotation, molecular function: chitin binding. Lineage: Eukaryota; Viridiplantae; Streptophyta; Magnoliopsida; Poales; Poaceae. Bases 51 to 689 code for a protein of 212 amino acids. The record is from RefSeq and is a predicted model, not a curated record.